UACGAUCCCGACUCCAACGCAUGUGCAUUGUCGUACAAUGAUAGGCCGUUCUGUUCAAAUGCUGAAUUAGUUCGAGUUGCUCGACCGCAUCAGCCAGUGUUCAUGCACUGCCUUAGCUGUGUUCCGCACAAGAUGUUACAAAAUGAGACAGCUGGGUUCUUCUUGGGGAAUCUCGAUAAUAAACCAACUACUGAGAAAAGUGAUGUUCCGGCAACAACUGUCACUACUACUGAAACAGCUGAGAGCGCAACAAAGAUUUUUGCAUCAAAAAUCACGACUGUUGAAAGUGAAGAGGAAUCUUCCUCUUCAUCUGUUACCCCUGCUCAAGCUACAACAGGCAAGAGCGAAGAAACGACAGUAGUAGCUGAAGAAGCAAGUGGAGAAGAAUCUACUGAACAAAGCAAACCUCCCAAGUUGCUGGAGAACAUUGAUGAAAAUGCAACUAUCGUCGAGAGCACGACAGAGCCUGCUUCAACAACAGAGGGAGCCGAGCUUACAUCAACUCUGCCCAGUAUUGAAGAAAGUAACGUAAGUGCAGUGUCUUCUCCAUCAGAAGGCGCUUUACCUGUAACAAGCGGCGAACAGACAACAACAACAACAGAAAAGAUUGAAAUAACAACGCACGAAGAAGCCAGUGGAGAGGAACCUCUGGACAAAAAUGCGCUACCUGAAGUGCAAAUGAAUCUGGAUGAGACUACUAUUGCUUCUGCUGAAAGCACCCUAGCGUCCUCAACAGCUGUUCCAGGGAAUGAAUCAGCAGCAACUACUCUUGGCAAACCUGUGUCAACAACAGUGGGAGCCGGGCCUACAUCAACUCUGCCCAGCAUUGAAGAAAGUAAUGUAACUGCAGUGUCUUCUCCACCAGAAGGCGCUUUACCUGUAACAAGCGGCGAACAGACAACAACAACAACAGAAAAGAGUGAAAUAACAACAACACACGAAGAAGCUAGUGGAGAGGAACCUUUGGACAAAAAUGCGCUGCCUGAAGUGCAAAUGAAUCUGGAUGAGACUACUACUGCUUCUGCUGAAAGUACCCUAGCGUCCUCAACAGCUGUUCCAGGGAAUGAAUCAGCAGCAACUACUCUUGGCAGUGAAGUGACUGCUACAACUGCCUCUCCUACAGCGGAAGGAGCUGUAACGGAAACAACUACUGAACAGUCAGCAACAGAAGAGAGCAAAGGAACAACUCCGUUAUCCGAAGAAGCUAGCGGAGAAGAAGUACUGGACAAAAACGCACUUCCAAAAGUGCAAACAAGUUUGGAUGAAACCACCACUGUUUCUGUGGAAAGCACAUUAGAACCUGCAAUUGUACCAGUUGUAAGUGUUACCGCCACUGAAACAUCUGCAACAUCCUCUUUUCCGGUCGAGGGAUCUAGCUCUCCAGUCACACUUCCACCUGUGGUUGUGACGGAAGCGAGUGGUGAGCAAACCACUACUGAAACAAGCGAAUCCACACCAGCACGACAUGAGGAAUCUAGUGGAGAAGGACCUCUCGAUAAAAACGCGCUUCCAGCGGUACAAACGAGCCUUGAUGAGACUACCACCGUUUUUGACGAGAGCACACCACUCGCCACUGCAGAAGUAAGUGCUACGAGUACUAUCUCUUCUCAGACGUCCACACCGUCGUCUACCGAAAAACAGACUUCAACUGUAGCCGUACCACCUAUAAUUGUGGUUGGUGGUGAAGUGACUACGACAGAAAAGAGCGAAUUAGCUACAACGACACAGGAAGUAGGUAGUGGAGAAGAGCCCUCCAAUACAAACAUAAUUCCCGAAGUACAGCCGAGUCUGGAUGGAACUACUACAAUUUUCGCCGAGAGCACACCAGAAACCAGUGCGACGAUGGCGUCAGGGGUUGUGUCUAGCACAACUCCUCUUAGCACCGAACAGGCCCUCAUAGUCACUUCUCCCGCUACAGAGAGCGCUACUGGUGAAACGGCUGGCGGGCAGUCUACAACAGAAAGGAACGUAAUUACAACGGAGUUUCCCGCGGAAGCGAGCGGAGAAGAACCAUCUGAUAAAGAAUUACACCCAAUUGUACAGGCUAAUCUGGAUGAAACUACUACUGCUGCCGCCGAGAGCACACCUGAGCCUUCACCAACAGUUACUGCGGAGAGACACCUCGAGAACACUCCACAACAGGAAGCAGUGUAA
This is a messenger RNA of Strongylus vulgaris, 2154 nucleotides long. The record is from the annotation of a GenBank genome assembly. NCBI's taxonomy places the organism in Eukaryota, Metazoa, Nematoda, Chromadorea, Rhabditida, Strongylidae.